Setaria italica (foxtail millet) is the source of this 1644-nucleotide messenger RNA. Its product is annotated as acyl-acyl carrier protein thioesterase ATL3, chloroplastic-like. NCBI's taxonomy places the organism in Eukaryota, Viridiplantae, Streptophyta, Magnoliopsida, Poales, Poaceae. Gene Ontology annotation, molecular function: fatty acyl-[ACP] hydrolase activity. The record is from RefSeq and is a predicted model, not a curated record. Gene Ontology annotation, cellular component: chloroplast.
UAAAAAAGCACCCUAGACCGGAAAACUUUACACAAAAACCCCUAGUACACCAAGACCCCGACUCCGCCAUGACCGCCGAAGGUCUCCCCUCCCCGCGCGGCUCCGGCGACCCGCCACGCAGCCUUGCCGUUGCGUGAGGAGCUCCGCUCCUCCUCCUCCUCCGGAUCUCCCUCCCCGUUGUCCCGCCGAAUCUAUCUUGCCUCGUCCGCCUCCCCCCGCCAUCGCCAUCGUCAGGGGCCGGGCGGCGGCCUCGCGGGGCGCCGGGUGGCCGCGGUUUGGCGCCGCUGUUCAGGGCAGCAUUAAGCUCCUGGUGCUUCCGGGAGAGAGCCCGGUCGGUGCCGUGGUGCUAACGAACGGGGCGCUGCCUCGGGAGUCCCAGGCUCCCGGCGCGUCGUGGGGUUUCCCGCGGGCGGGAGGAGGAGACAGAUGGAACGGCAGCGUUUGGCAAAAUCAAGACGAGUUGGUUGGUUGGGUGGCACCGUGGCAGGCUGGCUGCCUCCAGCACUACUAGUACCUUUGGCCAAGCUGGCAAGCGGCCGCGCCGCACCAGCCCACUCCCCGCCCGCCCGCCCGCCCGCCCGCCCGCCGGCCGCAAUGCAGCAGCCGUUCGCGCGCCUCGUGCCCAUCGCCCGCCCCACGCUCCCGCCGAUCCACGCCGGAGCCGCCGGCCCGAGCUAUCCACCCGUCCACCGGGCCGCGGCGCUUCGCCGCGCGCCGCUCACCGCGGCCGGUCGGCGCGCGUACCGCCCCCUCGCCGUCUCCGCCCAAUCCGCUAGUCCCGCCGCCGGCUUGAGGCUAGACCGUGAUUUUUUCGAAGUGGAGAUGAAGGUGCGUGAUUAUGAACUUGACCAAUAUGGUGUUGUUAACAAUGCAGUCUAUGCUAGCUACUGCCAACAUGGUCGUCAUGAGCUGCUUGAGAGUGUAGGCAUCAGUGCAGAUGCAGUGGCACGCGGCGGCGAGUCACUGGCCCUCUCUGAGCUGCACCUCAAGUACUUCGCUCCUUUGAGGAGUGGUGACAAGUUUGUCGUUAAGGUGAGGCUUGCGAGCAUCAAAGGUAUACGGAUGAUAUUUGAGCACAUCAUUGAGAAGCUGCCUAAUCAUGAGCAAAUUCUGGAGGCAAAGGCAACAGCUGUUUGUUUGAACAAAGACUACCGUCCUUCCCGCAUACCUCCUGACUUGUCCAAGCUGCAGAUCUACUCAUCAAAGGACAGUGAAGGGUCAAGUGAGAAUGCAAACAAUCGCAAUAACAGUUGCAACUAAUUUUGGAGGCAAAGAUAAGGGCUGUUUGCCGAACAAUAGACUACCACCCUAUCUCGAGAACUGUUAUCCAAGCUGCAGCUUUAUUCAUCCAAGGGACAGCAGACCAGUGAUUGCGUUAAUAAUCAUAAUAACCGUUGCAGCUGAUUGUGGAGGCAAUGAUUUCAACAUUUUGUUUGAAAAAAAUACUACCGUCCUGCCCAUGUAUCUCCAGAACUAUAUCCAAGCUGCAGCUCUUCUCAUUCAAGGACAGCAGAUUAGCAGAGGCUCGUAGUAACAGUAGAGCUACAGUCCGUCUGCAUUGUGAUUUUGUAUGUGUGUAAUUGUUGGUCUGAUACAUUUGAUUUGCAAUGUAUAUUUUUAGCAAAGAAAGUUCGUUUAACACUG